ACCCACCCACGCACGGCCAGUACCAAAACAAGAGUGACAAUGCGUGGAAUUUACUUGUGUCAUUGCAGUCACGCGGACACGGAGAAAGAGAAAAGACUGUAGCACCACAGCACAGCCGCCAUGGCCAUCGGCAUCAGGAGAUCCUAGCCGUGUUGAGCAUCCAGCCAGGAGUUCCGCUGGCUGAGGCGCCGCGCCGCUGGAGGAAGUUGUCGUUGGUAUGCAGCCCGCACCGUACCAUGGGAGCCGCACUGCAAUGCUAGGGGGGCUGCAGGCAUCGCGAGGAUAUAUGCACUCACUUGUCGCGUCUGUCGUCUUGUUGUGUCUGCAGAAAUACCACCCGGACAAAGGCGGCGACGUAGAGAAGAUGAAGGAGAUCAACGAGGCCUACCAGGCCAUCAUUGCCGAGUUUGAGAGCGGACAGCACGGCAACACGGAUGACACCGAGGUCGGCAGCCAACCACGACACAGAUACACAUCCUACCCUGCCCACCUCUCUGUCGUUGUGUGUUCUUGUGUGUACGUAUCUGAUGGGUGGGUGCAUCGCAUCAGUUGAGGGCAGCGCGGGACGAGGUGAGCACCACCCACCCACCCACACGACUAACCGACAUCCAGACCAGACAGCCCACCCCCACGCUCUCUGCACUCAUCCCUCUCUUCCCUGGUCUUUGUGUGUCCCGCGACCGACAGUGUGACGAGCAUCUUCGCGAGUACUGGCGGUGGCGGGAGGAGAUGAGGAGGCUGGAGGGGGAGUGGAAGAGGAAGGUGGACCAUGCUGCGGCGUUGGUCGCCGAGGUGGGGCAUCGGCUGGCCAUCGACACCACCACCACCGCACACACCACCACCGCGCCCACCGCCAACCCCAGCAGCACACACCCCACCACCACAACCAAUACCGUGCAAGAGGGCCCCAUCAUCGAGGGGGAGGAAGGAGGCCGCCAUCGGCGGGACGGGCUGCUGCAGCUGCAGCUGGGGGUGCUGGGGGUUCUUCAAGAUCCUCCGCAGCCCCUUCGGCUGCUGCUGCCCCACCACAGCCCACUGAUGGGCUGUUGCUGGCGGGGGCGUGUUGUUAGGCGCGAGCCCCCAGCAGCAGCCCAUCAGAACUGACUAGAUGGUACAGACCACACACAGAGAGUCGCCACCUGAUAGACAGCCCAUUUUCUGUAGCCGCUGAUGGAUUCAUUGACCGCAUCGACAUACAUCCGUUAAUGCAGUGCAGACACACAGUGUGUGACGGGUCGGCGGAGG
Molecule: messenger RNA, 1245 nt
Organism: Vitrella brassicaformis
Lineage: Eukaryota; Vitrellaceae
Source: the annotation of a GenBank genome assembly